Molecule: messenger RNA, 3765 nt
Organism: Periconia digitata
Lineage: Eukaryota; Fungi; Ascomycota; Dothideomycetes; Pleosporales; Periconiaceae
Source: the annotation of a GenBank genome assembly
CCCGCGUCGUGUUUGUGCGCCGUCUUGGGCCUUCGACCACCACCUGAGAUAGCCAUGGCGGUGCCCAACGGACGCAUGCGACUGACCGUCGAAGUUCUCGCCCUUGCCAGUGAGAAUGCCCACGGCCCCAACCGCGCUGCCGCGUUGGCAGACUUCAAGGGACGCAAAUUCGCGUUGCCAGUCCAGAUAGACCACACAUUCGAGCAAGUCUGGAAGGAGAUUGAAGAGCGCUACAAGAAGAAUUAUCUGAGCCAGUUGCAAGCAGCUAAUUUCACCAUUAAGAAGCUACAAGAUGCGUACGAUUGUGAUCUUGACCUGAGAGACACAGUCGGAGAAAUCUUUGAAGGCGAGACCGACCCUCAAAAGCGCAUGAUCAAGGUCGUCCCAAGCUUUGUCAAUCGCGACUUUUCUAUGCCCCCGACCUCCUUCCUCCGGCCAGCACACACGCAGAAACGCGCGAGGGAAGCAAGCGUAGCCACCGCUAGCAAGAGACGGCGACUUGAAGGGGAUAUCGAUUUGCUAGAAGAGGAAAUCUCUCGCGACGAACCUAUAAUAUCUACUGAGUUGACGCGCAAUGGUAGCGUGCGAGCAAGGUCAAACUCGCGGCUUGUGCAAAGCAACGAGCAGGAGAGUAGAUCACGAUCCGGGAGCUCAUUGAUAUUUGUUCAAAAUGCGCAAACAGGCGAAGAAGAGUAUGGGGCCCGAACGGUAAAAGAAGAGUCGCCUGAACUUGGUCCAGCCCCUCCUCAAGCACCACCACCACCAGAAAGCAAUGGGGGGUUCAAAAAACCCAUGUUACCGGCAUCCAAAACAAAACUGCCGCUUGCCAAAACCGUUAAUGCGCGUUCGAAUCCAGAGAAAGAGACUGAGGGAGACGGGCACCCACCAAGGAAUACAGGGACAUCUCCUCGGGAUACUUCUGCAGAUGCCAUCUCGGAGAAUGCAGAUACGCCUAUGAACAUGGAUUCCCCACUCUCACCAGUGCCUAACGCCCACCAAGAGACAAUCCGCGAGUCUCCGGAGUCCACUCCUGAUUCAAGCGAUAUUCACGAACCUCAAGAGUCUGGUUCUCAGCGCAACAUCGCUAGAGAGGAGAGUGAGGCGCCGUUUUUGCAACAGAAAACCAAACCUGCUCCACGCGUAACUUAUGGUACUCGUGCGAAAGCCUCCUCGGAUAUCUCGCCGUUUGCAAAACGGGCCGCUCAGAUGCUGAAUGGCUCUCGCACUCAACCAACUACCCUGGCUGCCGCAAGGCGCAAGACGCAGACUCCUGAUAGCCCCGCGGAGACCGUCAAAACCACACAAACUCCUCAACGGAAACUAACCGGGACCGCCAAGACCAGAAUGAUGCGGCCAUCUGACGACACGUCUACACCUACGUUGGAGGGAAAGUCUACUCGUCUCCAAGGGACUCGUGCGACCCCGAAUCGAGAAGCUAUUCAACGCGUGAAGUCUACCGGCCAGCGUAAUGAAACAGAAUCGCCCAUUCCAACCGACACAACGAGGGAUCGUACACAAACGUCGUCUCCAUUUGCUAAAUCAAACAUGAUGGGAUCACCGUUGAUAAGACGCUCUUCGCCAAAAGUUGUCAUCAACGUCCGUUCCCCCCCAGUUCGAACUGAAACAGCACUCGGUGAUGUAAGUAUAGUACAUGGAAAUUUGGAAUCUACUCCUCAGGAGCGUGAACUCGUUACUCAAGAAACUCCCUCACACAAAGUUAUCGCAAGUGCCAAAGAGCAGUCAACAACCUCGAAAAGGACACCAGUGCCGUUCCCCCCAAACGUGCGGCAUCUUUCGAUGAACGGAACGCCUCAACCCACCGAAACGCCUACAACUAAGAAACCUCGGGCGCUUAAGAAAGCGGCCAAUAUCACCGCGAAACCCUUACCAGGGACUAAGAAGUCGAAAGCCCAGGCAGUCGUGGAUGAAGUGCAAGUGCCAUCAACUAAUGGAAAUGGAUCUCAUGGUGUAUCGCCCCCUGAAUUAACAAACUCGAUAUCAGAAGUGUCGGGCAGUGGAUCGCCACCUGAAAAUGAGUCGUUGCCUACGCCUGAGCCAAAAAGUCAGCCAAAAAGGACGCCUAUACCUCUACCAAUGAAUGUCAGACACCUCCAUGUCGUAAACAGAUCGCCAGAGAACAAUGAAAAUCCAACAGAAGAGUCACCUUCAUCCCAAUACUUAUCGCCAGUUCUAACCAAGCGCGUUACACCUGCCUCAACAGCUGUAUAUGACCCACCAUCUCAAGCGGAUAAGGAUCUUGAAUUCCCAAAGGUGGAAAAACUUACCAAGACUUCUAAAUCAACUGGAGCGAGCAAUACAAAGAAUGGUGCAGCCUCAUCCAGCGAGGAAUAUUCGUCAACCGAUUCUGGACCGAGGCGGCGAAACGGGAUAACCCGGCUUGAAGGUGUGAAGGUACCUGGCACACGACCUACAAAGGAACUUCACAGACUUGUGAUGAAAAAGAUGUUUCCUGGGGGUCCAGAGAUGCUUAGACGAAGACAGGACUUAACCCGCCAGGAGUUCGGGAAGAGGCCUCCUGACCCAGUGAGAGACUUUGAAUCGGACUUCGCGGACGAUACCAAUUCAGAGACGGACGUCUCUCCAGCAUUGCCAAGCACACUCCCUGGAAAUAAUGAUGCUGAGGAUAUUGUCAUGGAAUCACCAACGACCCACGAAACUAAUGAGUAUCGGAACCAAUCAUCCGAUGCAGCUAACGAACAAAUCAUGCAAGAAGCCUCUAGGAUUGCAGCAGCAUAUGCUUCCCAAUCAUGGGGUUUUGCUGGACUAGAUUCGUCAAACAACAAUGUGGAGCAAUCUAACGACGAGAUCACUUCCAAACCUAACGAGCAACCUCACAUGGCAUCAGAACAUGGGGACAAUGCCGAGUUGAACCACAGCGUGAACCCACCCGAGGAAAGCAGUGUGCAACAACCUGAUGAGGAUAUGACUUCCAAAUCGCAAGACGAAUCGCCUGUUGAAUCGGAAUCUGGAGACACCACAGAAACCGACAAUAGCAUCGCAGAUAACGAGGAGUCUAAGAACGGCAGCCCCGUGCAAUCGGCGAGGUCUUCCCCUGAUUACUCCCGCCGACCAGCACGCUACUUAAGCCACUCCCCAACUCCAGGGGAGACAGAAAGUGAGAACGAGUCCGUAGCUGCAUCCUCCGGAGCCGAAAACGACGCCACGGAAACCAAGGACAACGACGGGAACGAAUCGACCGACAGCGAUAGCGAUACUGAGACCGACCCCGAUACCGACGAAGACACAGAGAUGCCAGACGCCGACAAGCCCGCACGUCCCCCUCCAUCGACCAACCAUCACCAACCUUCCUCAUCACCACGACUCCCCUCACAACCGAACAUCCUCGUUCCCGCAACCCAACCCCCUCGACCCCAAAGUCUCUCGCAAUCCGCGCCACCUUCCUCCGCCAACCACACCCCAAUUGUGCCAGCCAGCCAACCUACCCCCUCAGCCUUUGGCUCGUCGCAAUCGGUCUCACAAAUGGCAGCAGCACGUCGCUCCACGUACGCGAAAUUCCCGACCCUCAAACAGCAACUACAUGCUGCCAAAACGUCGGCGCCGCCUGCACAGCGGAGCAGGGCUUUUGAUCCCAGGACCGUGAGUCUGGGCAAGCUAGCGGCGGCGAAGAAACAGGGCAAGACGUUUAGUGUCAGCGAUAGCUCGGAUGAUGAUAGCAGUGAGAGUGAGAGCAGCGGGGAUGAGGCGGAUGGCAAGAGGAAGGGACCUAUGUGCUCGGUUGCAUAA